Liolophura sinensis is the source of this 3971-nucleotide messenger RNA. Its product is annotated as nuclear envelope integral membrane protein 1-like. The record is from RefSeq and is a predicted model, not a curated record. The coding region runs from base 106 to 1470 and encodes 454 amino acids. Lineage: Eukaryota; Metazoa; Mollusca; Polyplacophora; Chitonida; Chitonidae. Gene Ontology annotation, cellular component: nuclear envelope. The transcript is spliced from 8 exons.
CUGAAAUCGAGUGGAAACAGAAAAUGGAAUACUUUAAAGUUUAAUUUGCUGUGUCCUUGGUCAUUGUUUUUAAAGCCAUUCUUGGCUCCUUCGGCUUUUGUAAUUAUGAUGGGCUUCGUUUCAGUUUCGUGUUUUAUAUCUGGCGCCGGGAACACAGGGAUGGAGAACACUUUUAAAUCAACAACAGCAACAACAACAGCCACAACAACAUCAUUAACCAAAUUACACGAGAGCCCAAGAGACGCCCAAUUUACCGACUGUGUAAAUGGUCCAAAAUACACUUGUGUCAUACUCAGACAAGGCUUGGCUGUUUCUGAAAUCUUCACACCAGAGAGAGGAGAGGUCCAUGUUUAUUGCUACCGAGGAGAAAUUAAAAAGCCAUGGAAGUUAUGGAAAAAGCCUCAGGUGAAGGUAAAUUUUGGUUUGGAGGCGAGCUACAAGGUGUACUGGGGCAAAAAUGCAUCAGACAUCUACAGCCAGUAUAGUACUGACUAUAUGGCCCAUCUGACAAUGAUCUACCGCCCAGAGACUCUUACAUUGGAUCCAUUCAAUGCCAGCUGUAUUGGUGUGUCCUCAACUUACGGUUAUCAUCUUCAGUUCUCCGUCAAAUCAAUAGAGCUUUGGUAUCCAUUUUUGCAGUUCCUGGGAAUAUUCUUUUUCUUCUAUGCCAAGAAGUUAAGCAAAAAUGCAGCUUUUCACUAUGGGACUGGUGUCAGUGUUGGGGUUGUGGCUUCCAUACUCAUUGUGGCCUACAUCCUGGGCAAAUACAUUCCAAGAAGAGCGGGCUUCAUCACAUUCUUCCUGGGAGGUUGGUCCAUCAUGGCCUAUGAGAUGUACUAUAUCUGGUACCAGCUACGCUCCAUCAUGGAAGACUACUAUCAGUUUGUGGUUGGCUACCUGCUGGUGGUUGGACUCAUCAGUUUUGGCUUCUGCUACAAGUAUGGCCCUGUCAGUGAUGCCCGGAGCCUGAACCUUAUCCAGUGGGCCAUUCAGCUGCUAGGCCUCAUCCUCAUUUACUUCAUGUGUCAGAUCCCAGAGAUCUCUGCAGCUGUUAUUGUCAUCCUCAUCUGUAUCUAUAACUUCCCACGCAGCAUUCUCAAUCUGGGCAGGCGAUUCAGGUUCCGAUUUUUCCCUCCUCAGAGACGUUUGCUGACAGAGGAGGAGUUUAUCCGUCAGGGGGAUGAGGAGACAAGGAAGGCUUUGGAGGACCUGAGGCAGUUUUGUCGUAGUCCUGAGUGUAAUGCCUGGAAGACUAUAGGAAAUCUGAAAACACCCAAAAGGUUCGCAAGUUUCAUAGAAGGGGAUUCUCACUUGACAGACCAGGAGCUGAUAGAUUACGACUCCGAUCCAGAGCCUGUGUUACCACAAGAUGAUGAUGAUGAUGAGGAUGACAGCAAUGAUGAGGAGAACCAUCGUCCUAACCUCGGCUACAACCGGCACAGGUGGCGCCCCCCUAACUCGUUCAGAUAACACAGCGCUGCGCUAUUUCCAGUUUGUACAAUGUCCAACUUGGCUGGGAAAAUGUGAUAAUGACUGAUUUUACCACUCCAUCUAUGUAACCGUCCACAAUAUUUUUAUUUCUUAAUAGAUUAACAUUUUUGUUGUAUUUUGUGUAAAACUAGUGUAGGUUGUGGAAGCUUUCAAGUGCUGUACUGUAUGUAUGAGGAGAAUUGCCAUGUUUCCAAGUAAGAUAGCUCUCAAGCCUUCAUGUAGUUUUUGAGAAUCAUAUGUUACCAUCUGUAGGAUGCAUGCAAGAAUGGAUUCAGAACUGUUUAAGUGAUUAUGAUGGUUUAAGAUUUAAAAAUCAGCAACAAAGUGGUUUUGUCUUUUGUCUUCCAUAAUGUAUUUAGCUGUUGCAUGUCAUCUGAGGGUAAUUUUGAUGUCAGUAGAUCAGAAUUUCCCAAAAUAUGUAUCAUGCAGAGUAGUCUGCUGUACUGUUGUACAUGUAUAUAUAUAUAUUUUUUAAUUUUGAUGUAUUUUGUUUGAAGCCCUAAUAUUUAUUGCCAGUACGAAAGUGUAUGUUUUUGCGGUUUAUGUGUGUGUACAGUAAAACUUGAACAGAUUGGACCACACAUUGUGACACACAUAGUGACACACAUUGUGACACACAUAGUGUUUGUUUUGGCAUAUCCGAAGAAUGUUACCUGGUCUGAACAGGUUAUUUUACAGUUUCUGGUACGUUCACAUGUGCCACUACCUAAAUAAUAUAUUUUACUCUUUAAAAUCUAGUGCAUUUCCUUAUUCCAUAUGUUUUCACCAUGACGUGGAAAUAUUGCCAAGGUGGCAUUAAGUCCUUCAUUCAUUCAAAAUGUAAUGAAUUUUAUUUUUAAAGUACAUCUAAAGUUAUGCUUUACUGGUCGAAUUUGUUGAGGAUUUAAGGUACCAUAAACAGACUGAAGUGUAUGUAUGUGCAUCAUGUUAAUAGUGGCAGUCCUGACCUGUUGAUAGUGUACACUUCUGCAGUCCAUGAAAAGUGAUCUCAAUUUAUUUGAAAUAAAAAAAAAAAAAAACAACAGAUUCACAUAGAUAUAUUUUAUGUGACAUGCGGAGCUCUCCGCACACAAGAACGUUUGAUUUUGCUUCUACAUGUACAUAGGCUAUGUUGCUCUUUCUGUGUAAAACUUUUUUUAACCAUUUUGAUGAGUACUAUGAUGCUUUCAGGCCAACUCGUCACUGUAUGUGUGCAAUAUUCUAGCAAAGUUGCAACUGAACUGAUGAAGUAUCAAGUAUGCUGCACUGGUUGGCUUUAUUACUGGCAAAUAAACACUCUUCUACAUAAGCUUUCAUUUAGGCGAAAAAAGACAGCUGUUCAGUCUGCUCACUGCUUUUAGCAGUGUACACUGUUAAUCACAGUUAAUCAUUUUGGAGCAUUCUGGUCAGCUCUUGGUGGUAUGUUUUUACUCAAGAAGACUUUUGUCUUAUAAGUAUAUUUCCGCCGCCACAUUCAAGGUAGACAACUCUGUACAUAGUAGACGUUGAUUGCCUAAGAACUUUCAAUGCCUUGUCUUGUAAAAUCGCCAAAGUUUGCACUCUUAAGAUGUGAUUAGGUACAAUGUGUCAUCAGAUUUUCCGAAGUGGUGAUGCGUACAAGAUGUUUAAUAUGCCUUGUAAUAUGUAUAUGGUGCCAAAGAUCAUUAAACUUUUUUGUUUAUUUUUACAUCUAUACACGUGGUUAUGUUUGCUUGACGGUAUAAGGAUAUCAUCUGAGUGUAGAUGUACUCUGGCUCUCAGACAAUUUUUGCACAUAGAAAUUGUGAGACUACAGUUACACAAAUAUGAUCAGAAAUGUUCAGGGAAAGAAAUGUUUCAUGUGAGUUUUGUUCACAUCACCAAUUAUAUUCUUGUCCACAAUAUAGUUCCAAAAUGUUUGUCUAUUUUUAAAGGAAAUUUUUUUCAAGCAGGCAUACAUAGUGAUGUAUUUUUCAUCACGUGUAGUUUCAUCACAUCUCUAGUGGAAUGAAAUGACAGCCAUGGAUGUAGACCAGUUACUUUCCUUCCACAAGUGAACAGCAGGGAAGUGUAGAGACUGCACACUGUGUCCACACACCUCCCAAAUAAACAGGGCAUUACCAAAGUGACUACUUGUAUUCGGCAGAAAAGAAAGGCUGUCACUUGUGUGAUAUGACUGCAGUUAAGCAAAGGGAUCAGUACAUUCAACCUUCACAACCUUUUUCUCUCAUUUGCAGGUUUAUAUGUAGACACACAAAUUUCUCAUGUAUGUUCUAUUUAUUAGGAUUCCAAGCAUCAGUUGUUCUCGCUGCAAAUUAUUUCUCUUCAUCUCUAACAACUGUUUUUUUUUUUUGUUUUGCGAGAAAACUGUUUCACAGCUGUUAACUUUCUAUGAAUGUUCAUUGCCAAAUGGCUUGGGCUCCCUGCUGGAGUAUAAAACUUUACCUAACAGUGACCCACUUUUUGGCCAUAUUGGAGAAGUAUGACUACUGGGGGUAUCAGGAUUGAAUAUUUUGUGCAAA